AUGAUAAUGGAGGCGGAACAACGCGAACUGUUGGAACUUUCGGGAAUCUUGUUCCAGUUCCAACCAUCAUCGCUUUCCAUACAGCAAUAUCUGGAUUUUGGCCGAAUUGGUACCGCUGCCACAUCAUACACAUUUUUGAAGAAUGAACUUAUGGUGCGGCUCGCCAAUAUUAUGCAGGAGUUUUCUUUACUGCCUCCUAAAUUACUACAAAUGCCGAGUUCUAAACUGGUCAGCAGUUGGUAUUGCGAAAGUUUCGAGGACCUGUUGAAGUAUGAGAGUGCUGCUGCAUCAACGGAAAAUAUAGAGGCGUAUGUUUUCAUUCUUUCAGAGAAAAAAGUUAUUGGAAAAUUCGCUUUUUGA
Molecule: messenger RNA, 360 nt
Organism: Cooperia oncophora
Lineage: Eukaryota; Metazoa; Nematoda; Chromadorea; Rhabditida; Trichostrongylidae
Source: the annotation of a GenBank genome assembly